Molecule: messenger RNA, 864 nt
Organism: Symbiodinium sp. CCMP2592
Lineage: Eukaryota; Dinophyceae; Suessiales; Symbiodiniaceae
Source: the annotation of a GenBank genome assembly
AUGAGGCUGUGCCUGCUUCCCAUCUUGAGCCAUGCCUGGUACGGUUGGCGGGAAGAUGAAACAGGUAUCUAUGCGGAGGUGCAGGUUGCAUCCGCACCGUUCAAGUCGAACUUUGCGCACCUGAAGGACGGCAAGCCAAGGAGAAUCUGGAUAGAAGUCGGGGCGCACGUCUGGGAGAAUCUGCAACAUUCGCAUGUGUUUGGCAAGUCGGAGAACGACUUCCUCAUAUCUUUCGAGCCCCUGCUUGACAAAUAUGCCAUGCUGUUGAGUGAGUAUAAGGCAGAUGUUACUCAGCGGCGACCGCUGGGAUUUCAACACCAGCGAGGUCUUGUUUUUCCCUUUGCUGUUGGGUGCGACGAUCGCUACACACCCUUCACUGUGACCAACUUUGACAUGUGCAGCACGGUGCUGUCGCCGACAGAUGACGAGUAUGGUUACUGGCCACCGGAAUGUUCCACUGCAGUUGACAAGCGCAUGGUCCCGUGCAUUACACUGCGACAUGUGAUUGAGUCCUGGCUUUCAGGACAAGAGGUCUUCUACUUGAAGAUAGACGCUCAAGGCUUUGAUCUGAAUGUUGUGCAAUCUGCAGGUCCCAUGCUGCGGAAGGUGGAGCACAUUGAGCUCGAAGCAGCCUGUGACCGUUCUCAGCGGCUGUACCCGAAGGCACCUAACUGUUCCAGUACUUGGAACUUUAUGAAUCGUGCUGGGUACCGAUGUGUUCAGCUGCAUGACAUUGAGCACCCGAAACUGGGUGUGGCGUGUGACCGAAAUCGAGGUCGAAUUUGGUGUCAGAUAUGCAAGAGAGAAGUCAGCAUGUUCUUCACUCGACUAACGAAACCUUUUAAAUUUUGGAAAGACAUUUGA